UUCCUCAAAGAAAUUGAUAUACCUAGAUACGGACGAAGCUAUCUUCCAUAUCCCGAGUAUGUAUCGUCUGAAGAUGAUCCGUGCAAAGCACAUGCCAAAUGCCCAAGCCAGCUGGGAGUCCAACCACAUGCCCCUCAUCUCACCAUAUCUCCAUCAUCCUCUGUCUGCGAACCCGAUCGAUCUUCGUACCCACAAUCCAAUAGCAUCAAUCCACGAGCCUUCCUCCCCAAGACAAUCGCCAUGGCCUCAACCUCCAAAGACGUACGAAGAUACUACCAGCCCCCCUACACCAGACCCUCAUCAACAUCUUCCCCCACGAACCCGCCAACCAAGCCAGCAGCCCCGAAUCUCCCAUCUUCUUCUCAUCCAGCGAAUCCAAUCCCCACAUCUUCCGCCCGCCCAACGAGCUCACCAGUACCCAAGCCAGUCUCAAAGCAAGACACCCCCUCCUCGUCCAACUCUAAUUCGAACUCCAAAACCGCCUCAGAUUCGAACGCCCCAUCUCCCACGCCGUCCCCACCCCCAUCCACCCCCGGAAGCAGCCUCACAGCAACCCCCCCACCCCUCGCCACCAACACCAUCUGGAUCCAGCCGCCCUACUACGACUUCGUCCCCGCCGCCCUCACCCUCCCAAUCCCCAGCUACCUCCACUUCGCCUUCCCGCCCUUUCCGCACGCCACGAACCACUCCAUCGCCCAGUCGUCCGCCGACCACCCCUGCACACCCUACGCCAACACCACCGCUCCGGGGUUCUGGUCCGGCGUCGUCGACGAAAGCUGGUACAUCCCCAUUUCCCCCACCCCCACCGCCGCCACCAACAAGCGGGUAGGAAGGCAGGAUCUGACGCCCAUGCCGGUGUGGGAGCUCUACCUCGCCACCGCCGCCGAGCCGGUGUAUUUCUUCGACGCCGGCGGCACGGACUCAAUUGGCUGGAAGUGCGUGAAAUACGGGGUUGUCGGGGUUGUGAACCCGGUUGAUGGUGUGAACGGGGGCGAGAUCGGGAGGGUGAGGAGUCUAGCGACCGGCUCGACAGCGGCGGGCGCUGGGGUGGGGCCGCCGGGCGCGCCGAGGGGAGGGGAGUGGGUGUCGACGAUUGGGAGGGCGGGGACGACGGGGGCAGGGCAGGGCGCGUCGACGAGGGUGGUUGUGGCGACGGGGACGGGUGCGGCGGCGGCCAGCGCGUCUGGGGUUCCGAGGGGCGGGAAGGGGGUCUCGAGUGCGGCAGUUGGGGGGAUUGCGUUUGCGGGGCUGAGUGUGGUUGGGAUUCUGAUUUUUGGGUGGUGUGUGUUGAAGAAGCGGCGGGAUGGGAAGACGAAUAAGAGAGGGCAUGUCAGGGAUUCGUCGAGUCUGGAGUUUCGGGAUUCUGCGCCUGCGAGUGGGCCGGAGAUGGGGGGUGGCUAUAUGAGUGUGAGGCGUGAGGAAUGA
Mytilinidion resinicola is the source of this 1425-nucleotide messenger RNA. RefSeq lists its product as uncharacterized. The annotation marks the transcript as partial. Lineage: Eukaryota; Fungi; Ascomycota; Dothideomycetes; Mytilinidiales; Mytilinidiaceae. The transcript has a single exon. The record is from RefSeq and is a predicted model, not a curated record.